AUGAUAUUCAAUUUAAAUUUAGUUUCGAGGUGUAAUAGAAUAUUUAAUAGUCAACUUCGAUGCAUUGUUCAGUCCAGUUUCGCAAGAACCAACAAAUCUAAUAAAAACGCCAACCUUCCAUUCAAGGUCACUAGAACACCAUCUGGGAAUCUUGCUGUUUACACGAAAAUAAGGGCGCAUGGAACCGUGCAAUACACCGUCGUGAGACACAUCUAUGGCGACAUUCAGGCCAUGAAGGAGCAGCUGCGCAUUCUCUGCGAGUCUCCCGUGCGGGAGAGGGUCGGAAGCCUGGAGGUUCAGGGCAUUCACGUCAAGAAGAUCAAAAAGUGGCUCGUCGCUUGCGGGUUCGCCUCUGCUUAG
Theileria orientalis strain Shintoku is the source of this 360-nucleotide messenger RNA. Its product is annotated as mitochondrial large subunit ribosomal protein. Lineage: Eukaryota; Apicomplexa; Aconoidasida; Piroplasmida; Theileriidae. The transcript is spliced from 3 exons. The record is from RefSeq and is a predicted model, not a curated record. Gene Ontology annotation, molecular function: structural constituent of ribosome. Gene Ontology annotation, cellular component: mitochondrial large ribosomal subunit; ribosome. Gene Ontology annotation, biological process: translation. The coding region runs from base 1 to 360 and encodes 119 amino acids.